Molecule: messenger RNA, 1102 nt
Organism: Dioscorea cayenensis subsp. rotundata (Guinea yam)
Lineage: Eukaryota; Viridiplantae; Streptophyta; Magnoliopsida; Dioscoreales; Dioscoreaceae
Product: E3 ubiquitin-protein ligase RNF5-like
Exons: 2
Coding region: 181-861 (226 amino acids)
Biological process (GO): ubiquitin-dependent protein catabolic process
Cellular component (GO): endoplasmic reticulum
Molecular function (GO): ubiquitin-like protein conjugating enzyme binding; metal ion binding; ubiquitin protein ligase activity
Source: RefSeq, a predicted model, not a curated record
GGGAAUAACCGCUGGAAAAGAUCUGGAAGCUUCGGAGCGUUGCAUUUUUUCCCCCUUUUCUUUCAUACUUUCAAUCGCCUUCGAUUUCGAUCUCGGAAAUCUCCGAUCCUUGUCAGUUCGUUGAUUUUCAUUGGGUUUCGGCUUUGGAUCCAGGUUAUUGAUUUCAUAGUAGUUUAAUAAAUGGCUAGUGGAUUUGGGGAAUCAACAAGCAGAGAGCCUCAGAGCUCUACCUAUUCCUCCUCUGGGAACAAUAACAACAAUGAUUCAGGGAGCUUUGAAUGCAACAUUUGCUUUGAACUUGCUCAAGAUCCCAUUGUGACUCUCUGUGGCCAUCUUUUCUGCUGGCCUUGUCUUUACCGAUGGCUCCAUGUUCAUGCAAGAUCCCAAGAAUGUCCGGUUUGUAAGGCCAUUGUUGAGGAGGACAAAUUGGUACCUCUGUAUGGACGGGGCAAGACGCCCACUGAUCCCCGAUCAAAAUCAGUCCCUGGUGUUGACAUUCCCCACCGGCCAGCUGGGCAGAGGCCAGCUACUGCUGCCCCUCCUGAUCCUAACCAAUUUGCUCAUUCGAAUCCGUGGUUCAUGGGCGGUGCACCGUUUGGUCAUGGUAGGUUUGGUAACUACACAUUCUCUGCUGCCAUUAGUGGUCUGUUCCCUAUGCUGAGCUUCCAAGUGCAUGGGUUCCCUGAUGCAACUGCGUAUGGACCUGGUGCCGGGUUUCAUUAUGGGUAUAAUUCUUUUCAUGGUGGGCAUACUUAUGGAUUCCCACCGCGUGCAUCUCAAGGGCAGCAGGCAGACUACUAUCUGAAGGCACUGCUGCUUUUGGUUGGUGCUCUUGUCGUUGCUACCCUUGUUUACUUCUAGACAGGUGAUAGUUUCUAUUUCAUUAUGGAAUAAUGAUCAAGCGAGUAUUAUCUGCCAUAUCUGUAUUGAUAUAUGUUCAUACUGUCUUUCUCAUAUUAUGUGCAUUCCGCCUUGUAAUGGUUUAAAGCCUUUUAAAGGACAUGUUUCUGGAUACCGUCAUCGUUUAUGGUUUCUUUUUGCCGUUGGUUAUGGUAAUUGUUUGCGGAAUGACAAAUGGCAUAAUGCAAUGUUUUAGUUUUAA